Molecule: messenger RNA, 372 nt
Organism: Babesia ovata
Lineage: Eukaryota; Apicomplexa; Aconoidasida; Piroplasmida; Babesiidae
Product: aldehyde dehydrogenase, putative
Exons: 1
Coding region: 1-372 (123 amino acids)
Source: RefSeq, a predicted model, not a curated record
AUGGUGCGAUACAGACUGCGGGAAGAACUCGCAGCGGCCGAUGUUGCGGAAGUCAAGGGCCAGCGGCUUGCCCACGCUGUCCUCGUCGACGACAGUGGCGGAACUCAGGUUGCAGCUCACAAUGUCAAAAGAAUUCACCAUCACAAGCUUGUUCGCGUGCAUGGACACAAGGGGGCGUUCGCCGCCGAACUGAACCACCAACGUGCCCUCGUCGCUGCCCAGGGCCAAGUUGGUGUUGUCACUCGUGACGCUCCAUAUCUUACCCAUGGAAAAGUUCAUGCUCCGCUUAAUCUUGUACAAGCUGCUGUGCCACAGAUUCAGGUCGCCGUCCUCACCAGCAGUCACGAUCAACGGCAACCUAGGGUGAUGUAG